Lates calcarifer (barramundi perch) is the source of this 2343-nucleotide messenger RNA. RefSeq names its product chromobox homolog 5 (HP1 alpha homolog, Drosophila) (gene cbx5). The record is from RefSeq and is a predicted model, not a curated record. Lineage: Eukaryota; Metazoa; Chordata; Actinopteri; Centropomidae. The transcript has 5 exons. Gene Ontology annotation, cellular component: pericentric heterochromatin; nucleus. The coding region runs from base 212 to 811 and encodes 199 amino acids. Gene Ontology annotation, molecular function: chromatin binding. Gene Ontology annotation, biological process: negative regulation of transcription by RNA polymerase II; chromatin organization.
ACGCGCGCUUUUUACGCACAGACAGCGCACAGCACCGUUUCGUGAACCAGGCUAGAUGCUAAAAUAACCCCAGCGUUGGCCUCACUGAUUACAGGUAUACAAAAGACAAGCGUUGCUGCUGCAGUUAACCGGUUAAAACCGAGGGUCCACACAUUCAAAGGGGAAGCGCCUUUGGCCUGCAACAGCGUAGUGUUCGGCAACAAACUUUGCUAUGGGCAAAAAGUCUCGCGACGAGGAGUCUUCAUCCUCUGAUGAGGAAGAAUAUGUUGUGGAGAAGGUGCUGGACAGGAGGGUGGUGAAAGGCAGGGUCGAGUUCUUCCUGAAGUGGAAAGGAUACUCAGAUAAGCACAACACAUGGGAGCCAGAGAAGAAUCUGGAUUGCCCUGAGCUUAUUUCAGAAUUCAUGAAGACCUACAAGAAAAGCAGUGGUGGAAGCUCCACACCUAGCAGCGGGGCCAGCAAAUCAAGCACAGGCGCCAUGGGACGUUCCAAAGACUCGAGUAGCUCGAAGAAGAGAAGCUCGGACGAUGAUGAGGAGGGUGGAAGUAAACCCAAAAAGAAAAAAGAGGAUGAUAUUCUAGUUGCUCGUGGCUUUGAGAGAGGACUUGAGCCAGAGAAGAUCAUUGGAGCAACAGACUCAUGUGGGGACCUAAUGUUUCUUAUGAAGUGGAAAGACUCUGAUGAGGCUGACCUCGUGCUUGCAAAAGAGGCCAAUCAUAAGUGCCCGCAGAUUGUCAUAGCCUUCUAUGAGGAACGUCUCACCUGGCACGAAGACAGUGACAAGAAGGAAAAGGACGCUGUCAGCGCGUGAGGGCACCUCAGGAGGAAACGGGACCUCCUCCACUGCAGGGACAACCUUGAUUCAGACAUUUUUCACACCAGACCUCCCAUCCUUCCUCUUUUACCAUGUCCAACAACGACACAAAGACAGCGGACACAGUCGUGUUAUCUCCAUCCAUGCCCCAGUGGAGCACAAGGGCCCAGACUGCUGAGAAGGAUCCAUCAGACAGGAGGAGAAGCUGUAGCGGACAUGGGUGAUAUGCUACUGGGGAGGAUUUCUGCUGUUCUGUGUUUGUAUUCUUUACCGUCUUUUUUUAUGUCUUAACACACCAUGUUUUAGUGCUUACAGGAAACGAUUAAGUUAAUAAGACAUUUUACAUCCACAUACGCAGAUAGACCAUCUGUUAAAACUCAAAACAUAGUCUUGAGAGUCAGAGUUGGUGCUAGCUGUGUUUUAACCAUGAGCUUGUCCCAAGUGGGUGCACAACCCCCAUCUUAAAGUAUUUGUAAGCAGUGCACCACUUUUCUGUAAGACCCCAAUGGUGAUAAGAACGUAGUAUUGAUAUUCAGGAAGCAUCCACAGCAGCACUUUCCUGACAGCAUGAUCACUUCCUUUUUUAGAACUUUUUAUCUCUUGUAGAUUUUUCAGUUUGUCCCAUCUACUUGGAUAUAACGACUCAAUUUGCAAUUUGCAGAGGACACCGGCCAAUCAUGUCUUUAUAAUGUAGUGAUGAUAUCAUUUUUUUUUUUUUUAGUUGUCGUGUUUUUUUUGUUUUUGUUUUUUUUUUUUUUUAAUCUCGUUUCCAAGGUUUAACAUGUGAACGUUGUGUGGUUUUCUUAAUUUCUUUAUGCUAUCACCAGUUGAAGAAAAGGACAAUAAAACUAAUUUUACAGAGUUUUGUACCCUUUUUGUUUUUUAACAGCAGUGUUAUCUUUGGACCAGUCACAUUUUCACAGGUUAGACAAUCUUCAUUGUAUCCAAAUGAAACAAAACCAGCAUUCACACCAGCCAUUGGCUUCUGCCACCUUGUGGCUAAAAGAUGAACAUCUUUUGGAUUGUGUGACCUAUCUGUAUGAUGAUAACCCUGUAGUUAAUGAUGCAUUGAUAGAUUUUAUGAUGUUUUUUUUUAAACAAUGUAAAACGGUUAAAUCCACUCAGUAAUUGGAGUAUUCUUGAUAUCCUUGUCAUGAUAAUUUGAAAGAUUAAAACCAGUUUCUCAUCAGGUCAUGCAUAUCCUGGGUUUUAUUAUCAUGAAUAAUCUGAUAGUUCUUGGUUUUAAGUACAAUUUUUCUGGGACAAUGUUGCUACCUAGCAAGCAGAGGUCAGUUCUUACACAGAAGAUGGAUGCUGAUUUUGUAGUUUGAUGUGCUGUGCUCCAACAUGGAUUAGGACCAAAUGUUUAGUGUAUACAGACUGAGAUCUGCUGUGUUUUUUUUCCCCAAUUUUUUGGCUUUAUUCUACAUUGUGAAUGACGGCUGUGACCUUUUCCCCUUUACAUACAGUACAUUAAUCACAUCCCUCUAUAUCACUUUUCUUUCAUUAAAAAAUAUUUUGUCCUUUCA